This is a messenger RNA of Coccinella septempunctata (seven-spotted ladybird), 3960 nucleotides long. RefSeq names its product zinc finger protein ush (gene ush). Gene Ontology annotation, molecular function: RNA polymerase II-specific DNA-binding transcription factor binding. The coding region runs from base 365 to 3217 and encodes 950 amino acids. Gene Ontology annotation, cellular component: nucleus. NCBI's taxonomy places the organism in Eukaryota, Metazoa, Arthropoda, Insecta, Coleoptera, Coccinellidae. Gene Ontology annotation, biological process: cell differentiation; negative regulation of transcription by RNA polymerase II; heart development. The transcript has 4 exons. The record is from RefSeq and is a predicted model, not a curated record.
UCGAAGUUACAUUCAACAAUCGGCGAGUUGCCUCUUGCCUUGCCUUCGGCCAACGCUUUUGCCGGCCUCUCUCAGUCCGCUUCAUCCGUUGAGCAGUGAGCUCCUCGUUCCGUAACCAAGCUGCGAAGGCCGCACACGUGAAACGUCAAAACAUAACCUACCACCAUGCCCCUUUCUGUUGCUUUUUGUUGAUGACUUUUGGUCGUGACUGUUUUGUUCUGUUUCCUCUAUGUUGGUGUCGAUGUGCCAUUUUGUGUUCUGUGUCCAGUUUUGCGAUCACUAUGAUCGCCGUGUUUUGUGACUGUUGUCCGUAGAUUUUUGUGGUUUUGGAGCUACGAUCAUCUUCAGGGUCAUUCUGGCGACGAUGUCCAGACGCAAGCAAAGUAACCCUAAGCCUCUGAAAAAUGAAACUCUGGAGAAACUACCUUUGGAUUACUGCAACGAAGGCGAGAAUAAAAAAGGUGAGGAGCAGGACUGGGCGAGUAAUACCAACAAUGCUGACACGCCAGAGACUGCAUCGCCAUCUUCCCCGGUUGCUAAGGCCAAAUCACCAGAAGUUUCGGAAGAAGAAGCCACCAAACCGAAGGUCGACAAGAGCGAUGGUGAAGAUUCCAGCCAACCAAGGAUAAGGCUCAAGGCUAACUUAGCUACUGAUCCUGCUCAGCAUCCACAGUUGCUGUCGCUGGCAAAUUCGAAACCUGAGCUAGAAAUCACGACUUCGCCCAGCGAGUAUCUCAACAAACUCCCUCCAGUAGUCCAGUCAGCUUUCGCUAGAGGGUUUUUCUUACCCACGGCUCUACAACCCCCCGAACCCCCAGUAAGGCCAGACUCGGCAGACGCUGCAAGACCACCAGCUGUGCAAGUGUUCAUUUGUCCACCUUGUGGUAUCCGAUUUUCCAAUUUGAGUACUCUGGAAGCUCAUCAAACUUUUUACUGUUCGCAUAGACAAAACAAAGCCGAUGAAGAAGCCAAAACUAAUAGUGGAGUAGAACCAAGUGGCAGCCAGUCGGAUCAAGAUGGCUUGGAACCAUCUUCUAAAAGUAUAAGAACAGGCAAACAAUACACAUGCACCCAUUGCUCAUAUAGCGCUGAUAAGAAAGUGAGCCUUAACCGCCAUAUGAGGAUGCACACAGUUUCUCCUAGUCCAACUAAUGUGAGUGUAAAUAGUCAAGAUGCUGAAAACGAUCGAUACUGCGCAGAGUGUGACAUCAAGUUCAGCAAUCAAAAAAAUUAUCGCGCUCACAAAUUGCACUAUUGUAACUCCCGGCACGUUAACAAACCAGCCACGGUAUCAUCCAAACCUGCCUCUAACACAUCAAGCUCAUCUCCGGCUUCCCCUGUGGAUACAACUGGUAGAAAUCCAGCUUCACCGAAUGGUUUCCCACCACAACAACCUUUCUUGGCCUUACCGACAAACCCAAUAAUAAUAGUGCCAUAUUCUUUAUUCAAGAGUGCGAGUCUCCUUCCUGGUUUCAUACCACAGUCUGUUGGAAUGCCAAACGCAGAAACCCCCUGUUUUCUCCUACCGAAUGGUCAGCUUCAACCGAUGACUCCCUCUAUCACCACGAACCCUGCGGAAGUCUUGAAAACAAUCAAUAAGGUCAAGGACGCUGUGAUAACGAAGGAAAACUCUUCUGCGCCCCUGGAUCUGAGUGUGAAGAAGCCUUCGGAAAAGAAUUCGUCGAAUGACAAUGAGAACGAGAAGGAGAAUAUGAAACAUUUUCCACCUUCACCUGAGAAAAUCGAAUGUGUACCUUCCAUCCCGAAUUCUCCACCGUCCACACCUCGGUCUCAGUGUGGAGCUUCACCGGCUCUCAGUGUUUCCCCGAAAAGGAAACAUGAUAAUGAAACCUCCAGGAGUAAUAGUCCAAGAAUGCCAAGAUCUAAUCCAAAAUCGAAUAUACACCUCGAGAAACCACAUGCUAGUCCUGACACAAACAUUCCAUUCGAUAUUGCUGCUUCAAUUCAUCCUUUCCUUCUGCAUCCUGGAUCGCUAGCUCUAUUUUCCCCUGAAGUUCAGAUGCGUUUAGCGGCAGAGAUACCGCCAGUUCCACCUGUCGCCCCUCAGGUUCUGGUGAAGCAGGGUGUUUCCAAAUGCAAAGAAUGUAACAUCGUGUUCUGUAAACACGAGAACUAUCUGAUCCACAAGAAACAUUACUGCUCGGCAAGGACGCAGGAAGACGAAGCUUCGAAAACGUCGGGAAGCCCACCAGUCAGUCCAAGAAGUAACGACACAUCUAGUCCUGCUACUCAGUACCAACAGCUCAUCUGUGUCGCUUGCGGAAUCAAAUUCACCUCUUUGGAUAACCUGAACGCGCAUCAAGCCUACUACUGUUUGAAACGGGCUGAUGUUGAUGUCAGAAGAUGCACCAAAUGCCGAGGUAUCAUGGAACCGGGCCACCAUUGUCCUGUUGCUGGAUGGAAGUGUCCUUGUUGCGAUGUGGUCAGCCCCACGUCCAACGCGGCUCAAAGGCACAUGGAGACACAUACUGGAGUGAAGGCAUACAGAUGUGCUAUCUGCAGAUACAAGGGGAACACUUUGAGAGGGAUGAGGACACAUAUCAGGAUGCACUUUGAGAAGAGAUCACCUGAUUUACAGGAGGAGAAAUAUAUAACUUAUAUAUUAGAAGACGACAGCUCUCAACCCCUGGAAAUGAACGUCAGCAGUGGGUCGGUGAUCCAGAAUACUUCAGAUGAACGGGAAAUAUCACCAUCAGCUGAUUCACGCCCUGACAGCGCACCACAUCAGUGCAAUCAGUGCUCCUAUAGUUCGCCUUACAAGGCGAACCUAAUACGACACGUCAAAAUGGUUCACAACAACGCACCACCCCAACAAUUCGAACCAUCGGUACCUGUGAACGGCUCCUCCAAGUCGAUGCCCAAUCUGGAAGACGACGAAGAGAUCAAGGUGAAGAAAGAGGCUAUAGAGCCCGAAGUCAUCAUAGCCCCUGUCGACGAGCCCAUAAAACGCGAGGCGUUAGACCCGGGAAACGAAGAGCAGAGGGUUAAGACAGAACGGGAGGAGGAACUGUUACAGGAGGGUUCGAAGGCCGGUCCGAAAUACUGCAAAUCCUGCGACAUAUCCUUCACCUACUAUUCCACUUUCAUAGCGCAUAAAAAGUUCUACUGUUCGAGUCACGCGGGAGAAAUGACAGCGUCUUCUACGAACAACAACAAUAACGCCCCUAGCAGAACUACGGAAACUUCAGUUCAGUGAAACGAGUGAGGUUUUCACUUUCGGCAUAAUACUCGUAGUUAUGCAAAGUCACAGGCCAGUUGAGUGUUAAAAGUAAUUGAAUUCUCAAGAACUGAUUGUAGGAUUUUAUUCUGUAGAAGAGGAGUCAAAUAAUCUCGUGAGCAUUCGGCAAUUUCUCUCGAAUAUGUUAUAAAGAUCUACAGGAAUAAUGUAGACUGUUCAAUCUCCAAACAAGUAUACCAAUAUCAUAAUUAUAAUAAUGUAUAGUUAAAAUAAUGUACUUAUUGGACAUGUAUGUAAAAUGUUUAUUGAUUAAUUAUUAUCAUCAUUUGUAAAAAUGUAUCUUUAGCUUUGUUUUGUACAAAAUGUUUAUAAUUUUAAGUGUUGAUGUUUCAAAAAUAUUUGCCAAAGCGUUUUGUGUAUAUUUUUCGUGGUCAGAGAAAUACUACUAUAAGCAAUUAUUAUAAUUACACCUUCAUAUCAGUUACGAUAGGUUUUCGAAUAAAAAUGACGCAAUGGGUGCAGUAAAAAACAAUACAUAUUUGACUCGACAUAAUAGUACACCAGAAUUGCUCCUCGAUACACUUUGCACUCUAAUCGUAAACAAACGGAAUCAAUUUGUGAUAUCUGAUACCUUACUGCACCCACAGCUUCAAAUCAUAGCUGAAUGUAACAGAAAUUUAAUGUUAUUCUCAUCAGGACUGUGUAUUCAACAUCGACACGGUCAGUUUACCCUCUUGAAGACAAUAAAUUAUUUAUUUGUA